This is a messenger RNA of Entrophospora candida, 1155 nucleotides long. The record is from the annotation of a GenBank genome assembly. Lineage: Eukaryota; Fungi; Glomeromycota; Glomeromycetes; Entrophosporales; Entrophosporaceae.
AUGGUUGAUAUUCAAUGUAAAGCAGAAACAUUGGCUAUGAAAGGAUUAUUUCUUAACCAUAUGGAUAGAAAAGAAGAGGCUCACGACUUUAUACUUAAUCCAGUUAAUUGGAUAGGCUGGCAUGUAUAUGGCUUAUUGCAUCGAUCUGAUAAAAAUUAUGGUGAAGCCUUAAAAUGUUAUACCAGAGCUUUGAAAUUUGAUAAGGAUAAUAUGCAGAUUCUUCAAGAUUACUCUCUUCUUCAAAUUCAAAUGCGAAAUUAUGAAGCUUUUAAUGAAUCAAGAAUUCAUUUAUUAUCUUUAAGGCAAAGUAAUCAAAGGAAUUGGAUUAGACUGGCAAUAUCUUAUCAUUUACUUGAGAAUUAUGAAACAGCAGAAAAGGUUUUGAAAAGUUAUGAAGAUACAUUAAAGGAACAUAGUUUAACGAGGUUUGAACAUAGUGAAACACUAUUGUACCAUAAUUUUAUUAUAGAGGAAAGUGGUAAUUUCGAAGCAGCAUUAGUUCAUCUAGAUUUUAUAAAAAAUAAAGUUUGUGAUCGUCGACUUUGGAAAGAGAAAAGAGCACAAUUUCUUUUAAAGUUGAAUAAAUUGCAAGAAGCAGUAGAAGCAUAUGAAGAUUUGAUUAAUGAUAAUCCUGAUUGUUAUGCAUAUUUUGAAGGAAUACUGGAUUCCAAAGGGCUAAAUAAUAAGGACCCAACACUUGAACAAAGAAAUGAAAUCUUGGAUUUGUUUAAAGAAUUGGCCAUUAAAUAUCCAAAAUCUAAUGCAAUUAAAUAUUUUCCUUUAAAUUAUGCCAUUGAUGUCACUUUUAGAACAAUGAUAGAUGAAUAUAUGCAAAUAGCUAUCCGGAAAGGUGUUCCUUCAUUAUUUGUAAAUCUUAAAAAACUCUACACUGAUCCACAAAAAGAAAAAAUUAUUGAGGAAUUAAUAGAAGAAUAUUAUCAGAAUUUAAUGAAUCAUGGUGUUUUUACUCAGAGUGGAACUACUGCCAGUGAUAUUCGGGAACCUCCAACAGCAUAUCUUUGGACACUUUAUUUGCUUGCACAGCAUUACAACCACAAACAUGAUGUUGUAAAAGCUCUUAAAUUUAUCAAUGAAGCAAUUGAUCAUACACCUACUUUAGUUGAACUAUAUAUGACAAAAGGUCGUAUCCUCAAG